This is a messenger RNA of Tripterygium wilfordii, 841 nucleotides long. RefSeq names its product actin-related protein 2/3 complex subunit 5A-like. NCBI's taxonomy places the organism in Eukaryota, Viridiplantae, Streptophyta, Magnoliopsida, Celastrales, Celastraceae. Gene Ontology annotation, molecular function: actin filament binding. Gene Ontology annotation, biological process: regulation of actin filament polymerization; Arp2/3 complex-mediated actin nucleation. The transcript is spliced from 4 exons. The coding region runs from base 113 to 526 and encodes 137 amino acids. The record is from RefSeq and is a predicted model, not a curated record. Gene Ontology annotation, cellular component: cytoplasm; Arp2/3 protein complex; actin cytoskeleton.
AUAUUUUGCUCAACUCCUCUAGAACGGCGCAGUUUAGCGCCAGUCACGCCGUGACAUUUUCUCGGGAAAAUUUCAACUGACAGGGAAGAAUUUGAGAGCGAAGAGAGAGAAAAUGGCAACGAAGGAGACGGAGGAAUUUGUAGAAGCAGACAAAGCAGAGGCGAUCAUCACAAGAAUCGAACACAAGUCUCGGAAGAUUGAAAGUUUACUCAAACAGUCGAAACCCGUCGAGGCUCUCAAAACUGCUCUAGAAGGCUCACCUCCCAAGACCAGAGAUGAGCGAUGCAAGUCUGCUAAUUGGAUAGUGGUCCAUAGAGCAAUAAUGGCCAUUAAAGAUGUGGGUGCGAUGUUCUCUGCUUUGGAUCCUGAAUAUUAUGAUAUCCUCAUGAAGUACUUGUAUAGAGGCUUGUCAACUGGAGAUCGCCCCACAUGUGAGCAGUGUCUAAAGAUUCAUGAAAAGCUUACAGAAAGAGCUGGUUUAGGAUGCAUACUCCGCGCCCUGGCAGACACAGAAAAUACAGUUUGAUUUCUGUGCUUCACUCCUUUUAUCUUAAAAUUUUCUGAGAACUUGAUAGACUCUCAUGUGUAUCCAUAUUGCAAAUGAUAGUGUAGUUGAUGGCCUUAGAAGUAUCAGACACAAUAUACAAGAAGCUUUCAUAUGUCCUGUUUAGAAGCCCUCUUCUAAAUAUUUCAUGAUAAAUCAUCAAUGUAUAUCUUCAGGGGCUUUUGCUAUUUCUCAGAUCUUUUGACAAGAAUUUGUGCCUUCAGGUUUCCUCCUGAAGUAUAUAUAUAUAUAUUCCAUCAUUUGAUGGCUGCUUGACUUCCAUCAUUUUCUCCCUCA